This is a messenger RNA of Porites lobata, 602 nucleotides long. The record is from the annotation of a GenBank genome assembly. NCBI's taxonomy places the organism in Eukaryota, Metazoa, Cnidaria, Anthozoa, Scleractinia, Poritidae.
GAAAAGGGAAGACGAGAGAAGUUAAAAAAUAUUUGGGCAAGGAAGUGUUGUAAUGUGAAAGGUGAUGGAGGCGUUAGCACAAAAAAGAAAUGCAUCGAAGACGGCAGCUGCAACUUUCGAGGCAGACGAGUAAUCGAGUUAGACGUCCUGGCCAGAGCCCUGGAUAGUGGUUGCAGAGCGUGUGGAAAAGCACUUCAUCUAUCAAACUGCCAUGAUGAGACUAUCAGUCUGGGUUGGGUCUUUUUUUGUAUAUUAUAUGCAGCGAUCCGGAAUGUGGAGAGGUAAAUGCGUGAACCACAAACAUCGCAUCGUGCCGCCGGUGCUGGUCGCGGCCGACCAAUUUUUCAUAAAAACACCAAACUUGCCACAGGUAGGUAUAUUUAUUUGAUUAGCAGCUUUUAUCCGAACAUUUUUCCGAGCGUCAUCAUAAUUUAACAAUCAUAAUGCCGUGUAAUAACUAACUUUUAAAUGUACAUGUACUGUGUUUAUGUGCAGGAAUGUUACACGCGGUAUGUAAACGCACUGCUCACGUCGAUAAACCUUCCAGCCGUGGGACAAAACACUCUGAAGGCCAGAGAAAGAGAAGUUGGCGCAGCGAUUGA